AUGGAUGCGAGGACAAGGGCAGGCAAGAGGAAAGCGGAGGCAGAGCCAACUGCCACAGUCGAUGUUGCUGAUAGAGAUGACUCCGGAAGUCAAUCAUCCUCAAGCAAUAGCUCUCAGGCGAUUGCUACCUCCCGACGAUUGCGUAGCCAGCAGUCCAAAGAAAGCGAUGAUGAAGAUGAGGAUCCCAUUCGAAGACCGACGAAGAGGCGAAAGACUGUGCGCUCUGCUGACGAAACCUCUUCUGACUCAAGCUCUUCCGACCGCGAAUCACCAGAGUCGGAUGAGGAUGAGCUCUCUGGCACCGUGAAUCUAGACCGAAGAACCAGAAAAGUGCGUCAGCAGAAGCGGCGGGCUGCGAACAGGUUUCGUAACGUCCCAGAGGGUGCUGGACACACCUACACGUUUGACCUGAGUAACCAAGACCGUGUUCGCUGGAUCGGAACUACGGAAUGUUAUACGUGCGUCGGGACCUAUUUCGCCAUCAGCAAGGAGAGAUGCUUCAUCGGUCACUGGAACUAUGAGCUCACUCAUCGCAGCCUUGCGCAGAGAGUGAAAUCCAAUAGACGGAAUAAAAGUGCCCAAACGGAUCCAGAGGGAACGAGGUGUGUAAGUGUGAGUGCUGAAGCGCAGUCGCCUUCUCAUAUUGACAAUCAGGGCGCUCGCGAUCCCAACGAAUAUGCUGUCGAUGAUGAUGCCUUCAAUUUCAUUCGUCGGAACGUCAAAGACAGACUGAACGAAUGGCAGUUCUUGUCCUCUUGGGGCCCAAUCACGAAUCUCAUGAGAGACUCCUUGAUAAUGAUCUGUCCAGAGGGUAACAAAGACACCGGUUCAAGGUACGUUGGCGACGCCGUUGUCGCUGGAAUACAGGAGUGGCUUGGAAUGCGGACACUGGAUCCUCAGCCGCAGGGACAAUAUCAGAGUUUUGUCGUCUGGCACGAUGGGAGUACAAGGCCUCCGCGAAAACUUUUCCAGGGCGGUAAUCCAGCCCGCCGAGGCGAUGCGUGGCGGCGAUACAAUCAGUCCGUCAAUGGCAAGUGUGAGCACCAAGCCGUCCGAGGGGAUGGAAAGAGUCUCACGCACGCGUUGCUUGAUCCAGAUGCGUCCGCCGGCGAAAGUGAAGUAGACACUACUGCACAGUGCAGAGUGAGUAAGGUCUCUCCUCAGUACAUCCCCGUCUCUUGUAUAUCGUUCCAUGCAAUGAAGCAACACGCGAAUCCGCGAUCGCACAGGCUUCUUCGUUCUUCGCGAGAUACUGUGCCAAUCUCCUUCUCCCGUUCCACCUCAGCUCCCGUUGGGAUCUUUCGAUCCCGUGUGUCUUCCUCAUGUCAUCUUCGGUGUGCCGUCUGCCAGAGCAAAACAUCUCCUACCCGUGCGCGACAUGCCACCCCCCACUUCACCUGGUCCAGCCGGCUGAUCUCAAGCACGGCUGGUUGAAACCAGGGGCGUGUCUCACGACAAAAAGUUUCGUCAUCUACGACAAGUCGUUGUUACGCCCCUUCCCAUGCAAGGCUGGGAAGAUACCAAAAUGGUCACCCUUCAUGCAAGGAUGGAGAAUCUGUGCCCGGGAAAUCUCUGGCUGCGUGAUGUACAUUCACCUGCGUGAGAUGCUCUCACUCUGGCGGAGGCUGGAGGGAGGCCGCAUGGGAGCCGUGUUUGCCGCUUGCACGCGGUGUCGUCCGCGAAGAGCUCGCUACUCACGACUCGCAAGAUGUUAGCGUACCACUCCUGGACAUUGUCUCCGAAUCGAGCUCACGGUGCGGAGGAGCCAGAAGGGAGGCGAAAUGUUGGUGCCAGGCUGCUCAAAUACGGUGUUCGUGAGGAUCUCUCGCCCUUCAGACGCGUGAGGCUGCUCCGCCCAUGCUCAAUCGAGCGGACGACGUCGAUAAUCUGAUAACUGACUCACGGUUUAAUCCGCACAACGCUAGGGUAGUCCCGCACGCACGCCUACAAAAGACAUUCCUCUUGCCAGAAAUUUCUUCUUUCCUUCUCUCCACAACAACGAAUUUCGCACUUUUCAUUCCGGUCGUUUUGGCCUGUCACCUUUUGGUGCCGCCCUUUGAGUGCUCUCGGGCUCUUGGGAGCGCCUCUGCGGUCCUGCCCGUCCCAACGCGAUCCCCAGGAUCGCUGAGUACUCCAUCCUCCUCGCCGUUGACAACCGCAUCACGCUGACAUCAAUCACAGCGUUGGGACGUGUGGCAGCUGCAGCUGUCACUGGUACGUUCAUCACUUCUCCAUCACUUCGCGAGGUUUCACCACGCUGACUGGUUUGUUCACAGCCGCUCGAGACGUCUAGUCUCGAGUCAUUGUCGGUCUCCGGUGGCGGCGGCGGAGGUAAGUCACCCACCCACCACCCUCACUUUGCUCUUGAAGACCCUACUGAUCACAUGCCACAGCCAACUGGGGGGUCGGGUUCCGGUCCUGCCUGCUGUGUGGGGUUCGUAUACCCACACGCCCGCCAGGCGACCGACCCACACGCCCGCCAGCAACCGGCGCCGCUGCCACCGGACAUGCGUAGCCCAUCACCAUCGACUACGACUCGGACGAUGCUCGACUCAUCGAGCUGAAGCAGCAAGAUCAUACCGACGCCCUCCUUGCCGAGACGCUCGCGAAGGAAGGUCGCAUGAGAUUCUCUGCCGUCGACUGCCGCUGUGAGCAGCCAAUCGUCGAGAUUCCGGAACAUCAUGAUCGAUGCUGAAGAUGAGAGACUGGACGAUGAGCUCAGUGGUUGGCAUGCGGGCGAGGUACGUCGGAGACUUUGAUCAUGUGCCGUAUCACUCAUGUACUGACAUUCGCAGGAUGACAAACUCAAGGAGAUCUUCGACAGUCUCGAGCAGAAGCUCAAGGAGAGCCUGGCGGAAAUGGAGCAGACGGGGCACCGCUCUUUCAUGACAUGA
Messenger RNA from Lecanosticta acicola, 2894 nucleotides. The record is from the annotation of a GenBank genome assembly. Lineage: Eukaryota; Fungi; Ascomycota; Dothideomycetes; Mycosphaerellales; Mycosphaerellaceae.